AUGGUCGAUUCUGGAACAACAGACACUGGAGUUGCUACUACUCGACUGAGCCAUUAUGAUGGUCCAGCUAUCAAAUUGGAUCAUGUUUUUGGUCUUAGAUUAAACUGGAUGUCAUAUGUUGACCGAUCUUAUUGGUUUGGGUAUGCAUUCAAUGGACGCAUUUCGAUUCCCGGAACAACCAUUUGGGCUAGUCAAGCCCCAAUAACUGGUAUAACUAUACAGUCUACUAGGCCAUUGUUCAUGAGUCCAAACAUUAACGGAAUUCUAGGGAUAUCGUAUCCAGAAAAUGCUAGAUAUCAUGGUAUACAUGGAUCUGUAAUAGAUGCGUUUUUCAACGAAAACACCAUUGAUAAAAACGAAGUAGCGAUACAAAUGUGUUCAUAUUCGCUGACCCAUGAUAGCUAUAUUGAUAUCGGAAACAAAGACAUUGAACCAAAAUGCGGAACAGACGGAACUCCACUAAUUUGGAUCAAGUCUCCAAGUAGAAAGUUUAUAACUGUCACUGUCUUGAGAAUCACGGUAGAUAAUCAGUUGGUCAAACUACCCAAAGGCUUCCAACGCGCAAAACUGUUUACUUUAAACCAAUGGUCACUGUUUGAUGUAUGCUCCACACACACACAAGUGCCUGACACGGUCUUCGAAGCACUGAAAAAAGCCAUCAAGACCAGCAAAGCAAUCUUGAGUCAUAUCAGUGAUUUAGGUUGGGAAGGAUUCUUUUGCGGCAAACUCAACAUGCCAAAUACAAUCAAGUUUGACUGGAAAAAGUUUCCCACUAUUUCGUUUACAAUGGAAUCUGCCAGCUCAUUGGAUUCAGCUACAGACACGCUGCCAGUUGUUGUUACAUUAUCUGGAAUGGAUUAUAUUCAGCAAAACGAAAGAGGCGAAUAUCAAUUUUUGAUUCGAGGUGGUUACAAUAGAUAUGUGAGUUUUGGUAUAUCGAGUUUUCUCAGACUCAAAAUUACCAUUGAUCGUACUAAUGGAAACGUCGGACUUGGGCCUGGCUGUAAUUGUGAACACUCUAUUGAUGGGUAUCCAGCUUUACAAGAUCCGUAUGGAAAAAUAUGGCGUUCUCCAAUCGCACAGGCCUCCAAUGACCCAUUAGAAUCUACUCAAAAUGUACCACAGUCUCAGGCAGCUUCAUCCAGUACAUCUGAGCACGAUUAUACGUGA
Molecule: messenger RNA, 1170 nt
Organism: Batrachochytrium dendrobatidis JAM81
Lineage: Eukaryota; Fungi; Chytridiomycota; Chytridiomycetes; Rhizophydiales
Exons: 3
Coding region: 1-1170 (389 amino acids)
Biological process (GO): proteolysis
Molecular function (GO): aspartic-type endopeptidase activity
Source: RefSeq, a predicted model, not a curated record